Molecule: messenger RNA, 959 nt
Organism: Cydia strobilella
Lineage: Eukaryota; Metazoa; Arthropoda; Insecta; Lepidoptera; Tortricidae
Exons: 3
Coding region: 127-675 (182 amino acids)
Source: RefSeq, a predicted model, not a curated record
CAACGCUGUCGUUGUGUGCCGUAUUGCUUUGCUUACUUGUUUUUGCGUUUACCGCGCUCGGAAUAUUUGCCUUCGUCUUUUAAUUUUACUGUGCUUUCUAUAAUAAUAACGACACUGAACCAUACAAUGCAACAACAAGAUAUUGAAAAGAUAUACUUUGUACCUUUCAAAGCUGUGCAAAAAGUUACAAAAUUCAUUAGAAACUCAACUAAAUGGGAGAAGGAAGCAUGUCACCGCAGCCUUCUGAAUCUCCAGGAUGCACACAAUAAUUUCCACAAACACGAGCCAGGCUCUACAUUGUUUAUGAAAAAUGUUUUUUUCCAAUGUGCGAGGUCUGCCAUUUAUUCUCAUAAUUGGGAUAAGCUCUUAUAUAUCCUUACAAAGAGUACCAUUAGGGAUAAUAGAAGAUGUAUGUAUAGUGAAGAAACUAAUUCUGAAAGGCUAAAAUUUUAUUUGAAGGCCUUAACAAUAUUGUUGAUGAACCACCCGUAUGCCAGAACCCACGGUCUGCUGGAUGAUUACAUGCACAUGGUACUGUCGUGCCGCACACAGGAGAGUAGGCAGGCCAUCAUGAAGGUGCUUGUGACAUUGACGGACACACUCUAUUCUAAAGUUUUGGCGAAUAGGAAAAAGAGAUUGGAGAGAGAUUUGGAUGGACUGGUUGAACUUAUUUAAAAAUAUUACCAGUGUUGUUUGUGAUAUUUUUCCAGCAAAGGGUAUCAUUUAAUUUUUAUGCUGUGACAGGAACAGUCCAGAUUGAGAUAUGGAAUGAUGGGUAUGUUCUGUGUAUGUUCAAGCGAAAUAAAUAAAUGAAAUUUAAUUGAAUUAACUGUUUGACUGGAGGCAGUGGAAAGUUGUUACAAAAUACACAGCUGACAUGAACAACAAGAUAGAAUAUCAGUAUCAGUUCUUCAAGAAGCGGGUAUUUAGGGUUCUCAAGGGUCGGCAAUGCUUAAGUG